ACCAAAGAGAUAUACAAGCCUCUUCAUACAAAAAAAAGACUACUGGCAAUUGGCAAGUAAUGCUGGUUAUGGAAUCCAUACAAAAUACCAAGAACUUUUUCCACAAAUCAGUUGACAACCUUAAAUCCUUCCUCUCCGUAGGAUACCAGAAGAUAUCCAAACCAAUUCUCCCAGACCCCUUCUCUUGCAGUGGUUGCAGCAGGAAGAAAGACCGAAAAGAUCGAUCAUUUGGCGAAUUUAGCUACAACUGGGUAGUUGGUCUUGAGGAAUCAGAGGUGAUGACUAACGAUGCCAUCAUUGCUAUGUCAUUGAAAGAACAAAUGAGGGACGAAGCUGAAUGCAACGGGAGCUUGAUGAACUAUCCCGAUACAAGUCCGGAGAAGGAGAUAAAGGAAACUGGAGGAAAAGAAGGGAAAAAGAAAGUGAGAAGCUCAAAACUGAGAAAAGGGGAGGAACAGUACUAUUACAAGAGGAAUGGAGAUGGGAGUUUUGCGUUGGCUCAAAAGUUGAAAGAACUGGAGAUGAUGGAUGUUGAUGAUAUGGAACAUGUAUUGGAUGUUGAAGAAGCACUCCACUAUUAUUCUCGGCUUAAAAGUCCGGUCUACCUUUCCAUUGUCGACAGAUUCUUCAUGGAUAUCUAUUCUGAAUUCUCUCCUCCACAGGCCCCUGCCAGAAUCAACAGUUCGAAGCGUCGGACGAUUCAGUUAUAGAUCCUUGACUCCCACAUACAUUUUCUUGUUCAAAUGAAUCCGUUUUCUCAUCCUAAAUAUUCUUUUUCUUGUUUUGUGUGUGUGUGUUCACACGUCUGAAUUCUUCUGCUCCUUUUUUAUUGUUAUAAAUUUGCUUGAGCAUCCCUUGUUAUCAGUAAAAGCAUAGAAGCUUCAUAUCAAGAUUUAAGAAAUGUAUAUUUGCAUGUUGUUCGUAAAAUAUUAUCAAAUA
Molecule: messenger RNA, 939 nt
Organism: Hibiscus syriacus
Lineage: Eukaryota; Viridiplantae; Streptophyta; Magnoliopsida; Malvales; Malvaceae
Exons: 1
Coding region: 60-710 (216 amino acids)
Source: RefSeq, a predicted model, not a curated record